GGGGGGUAUUUAUUUUUUUUCAUGCGCGUGAACUCGUUUCCACAUAUUGAAAUGCGCGGACCGCGUCAGGUGACCGUGUGGCCGCUCCUGCUGGCUCUGUUCGCGCCUUCCCUGGUCUCCUCCAUCUCAGUGAAUACCCCGGCAGAGCUCCACGCGUCCAAAGGGGACACCGUCACGCUGUCCUGCACUUUCACCUCCACCAGCACGCCGACCAGCAAGAUGAGGGUCGACUGGUCCUACAGGCCGCAGAGCGGAGGGACUCCGGGCUCGCUCUUCCACUUCUCGUCUCGGGCCUUACCUCCCAUCGGAGGUCAGUUCCAGGGUCGCAUCCAGUGGCGGGGCGUCCCGGCCCGCGGGGACGCGUCCAUCGCCCUGGUCAACGCCACGCUGAGCGAUAACGGGACCUACACCUGCUCCGUCAGGAACCCGCCCGACGUGCACGGGUCGCCCACCUCGCACACGGUGCUCACUGUCACGCCCAGAGUGGCCAGCGUCCGCUUCUCCGACGUGGCGGUCCUCCUGGCGUUCGUCCUUCUCCCCUCCACUAUCAUCACCUUCAUUCUGAUUGGACGGAUGCUCUGUCCCAAGAAGCGGCACGACCAAUCGAAGGCCUGCAGGUCGCCCAUAGAGGUCACAGAGGGAGAGGAGUAUGGCGUCUACCCAGCGGGGGCCAAAGCGAGGAGGGCCGCGUGCUGUGACCUCUAUAUGAUGGACACGGCGGACGAAGACGGGUAUUACGACCUGAAAAAGAGGCCUCCUGCGGAUGAGGGGUACGCCGAGUCUCAGUGCUAGAGGCCCCCUGCUGGUCGGGAGCCGUAACUGCACACGGAGCCUCACAAGUGGGAGGUACCGGGUGUCGCCUUUGCCACUUCCCCAGACACCUUGGCGGUGGUUACUUCUGGGGCGGAUCUCUUUUGGAAGAACAACUUGGAAAUGAUGCAUCUCCAGCAUUAAAUUCACACUAAACGUUAUGCGAAUCAUUUAAAACCCCUCUUGACGAGCAGCUUCUACAUUUUCUAGGCCGAGCCAGAGGUCUUAAUUCCUACAUUUUUACAGCUUGUAGUCUUGAUGAGAUAUUAUCGGUUUACUCUGUACAGGUAAGCUGAGCCUCCGCAUGCAAACAAACACACAGAUGAGCGCAAUGUGUGCUUUUAUAUCCUGAGGAUUUGUAUCUGUCACUUGCUUGUAAAGGAGGUGGAUGAGUUUUUGUCUUAAUUUAUUGCCUGUGUCAUGGUGAAAAAUGGCCGAUGCCUUCUGUUGAGUCGCAGUGGAACAUUUCUGUUAGAUAUAUAUAUUCGUAUUAUUUUGGACAGAAAACCAAUGGUUUAGUUUAGUUUUAUGCCAUAUGUUGUACAUAUAGGAAUUUUUUCAUAAUGAGUUAAUAAAGAUUCUUUGCACCUGUGUGAGCAAAGCGUGUAGCACGUUGCCACCCUUUUCUCCCCUGCUCGCUCUCUCUGUUCGGUAUUUUGCACUAUUCAUGAACGCUCUUGAAUAUUCCCUUGAAACUCAUCGGGACGGGCCGGAGUCUCGGAGCUUCGCUCACAAUUGCGGCAGCAUCUGCUUUGUCCGCGCAGUCGCUGCGCUCUCGAGACAUGAAAGAAAACCAAUAAAAACCCUCAAACGAA
Messenger RNA from Gasterosteus aculeatus aculeatus (three-spined stickleback), 1625 nucleotides. RefSeq names its product myelin protein zero-like 3 (gene mpzl3). Gene Ontology annotation, cellular component: plasma membrane. NCBI's taxonomy places the organism in Eukaryota, Metazoa, Chordata, Actinopteri, Perciformes, Gasterosteidae. The record is from RefSeq and is a predicted model, not a curated record.